UAAAUAAGCAAACUUUGAUUGUGACUCCAGGCAAAUAGAGUCUCUUGUACAUUAAUCCAUUCUAAUAUCAUAUAUUUCCCAUAGUCUCCUAUAUCAAGAGAGCAUUUACUUAUAGAAAAAGAAAUCCACAUAAAUAUUAAAAAAUGAGUAUAGAUAGGUCCAAAGAAUUAUCGGUCAGAAUCACCAAUGCUGAAAGAGAUCGUGUUAACUUUGAGUUGUUCAAUGUUGAUUUAUCAUUAGCCAACUCUAUAAGAAGAGUGAUGAUGGCUGAAGUGCCUACUUUGGCGAUAGAUUUAGUUGAAAUAGAUAUCAAUACCUCAGUCUUGGCUGAUGAAUUCUUAUCCCAUAGAUUGGGUCUUAUACCAUUAAAUAGUGAAGGUAUUGAUAAAUUAGCAUAUUCAAGAGAUUGUGCUUGUGAUAAUUAUUGUGCUAACUGUUCAGUCAAGUUAGAAUUAAAUACUAAGUGUGAUACUGAUUCUACUAUGAGUGUAUAUGCUUCCGAUUUAGCAAAAUUUCAAAAUGGUUUAACUUUAGGUAAUCCAGUUACAAGAGAUGCAGCAAAGAAAGGUCCAUUAAUUUGUAAAUUAAGAAAACAUCAAGAAAUUAAACUUACAUGUAUAGCUAAAAAAGGUAUAUCAAAAGAACAUGUGAAGUGGUCACCAUGUGCUGCUGUCGGAUUUGAAUAUGAUCCUUAUAAUAAAUUAAAACAUACAGAUUAUUGGUUUGAAGAUGAUGCUGAAGAAGAAUGGCCAAAAUCUGCUAAUAGAAGAUUUGAAGAUCCUCCAGAUAAAGAUGCUCCAUUCGAUUAUAAGGCAACAGCUGAUCACUUUUAUUUCGAUACUGAAACUGUCGGUAAUUUACCUCCUAAUGAUGUUGUUCUUACUGCCAUUGAAACUUUACAAAGAAAAGUAGCUGAUAUUCUUGUUGGAUUGAAAGAUGAAAAUGUUGAAACUUCGAAUGCUCAAUCAGGUGGAUUUACUACUUAUGGUAGAACUGAUUAUGAUAAUAAUGGUGGAGAAACUCCUUCAGGAAGUAAAACUCCUUAUGGUGAAUUUGGUGGUGGUUCAGCAUGGAAUUAAAUCUUUUAAGUUCGGUUUAAUUUUUUGUAAUUGUAUAAUUAUUAUGUUAAUAGUCUAUAUUAAAUAUAUUUACGCGU
Messenger RNA from Scheffersomyces coipomensis, 1156 nucleotides. Its product is annotated as DNA-directed RNA polymerase II core subunit. Bases 144 to 1079 code for a protein of 311 amino acids. Gene Ontology annotation, molecular function: protein dimerization activity; DNA binding. The transcript has a single exon. Gene Ontology annotation, cellular component: RNA polymerase II, core complex. Gene Ontology annotation, biological process: DNA-templated transcription. NCBI's taxonomy places the organism in Eukaryota, Fungi, Ascomycota, Pichiomycetes, Serinales, Debaryomycetaceae. The record is from RefSeq and is a predicted model, not a curated record.